UCUGUUUUUUUAAUGAUGGAAAACGGCAGAACCGCAGCUGUUGCUAAAAGGAAGAGCAUUCAUAAAAAUCAUCAAUGGCUCCAGGACCCAGAUCUUAACAAGGCGCGCUCAGUGAAAAGGCGAUGUGGAGAGAACAGAGAAAAUGCUGGACAUUCAGACAAUGUGGAGAGGAGGACAUCAACAGGAUGCAGCAGAAGAAUCAGAGAUAUAAAACACGAGAGGGUGUUAGCACCGCAACCGCAGUCAUAUGUAUGUGCAGGUAGGCCAGAGGAGAGUGAGUGGGGGAAAACUGUAAGCCGCAGGAGUCCAGGAGCACAGGUUAAAGUAGCAGCAGUGGUCAAAACCUCCCUGAAGAACAACUGUCAACCUGCCCCUAGAAAGAGGAGGAAGAUUCAGCCCUCUGUAUUUCGGGGCAAAGGCCAACUGAAACUGACAGUAACACCAUACAAUGGACUGUUCUGUGUACAAAUUCUAGAGGCCAGAGGUCUCUUGGGAAAAGAGUACGGACCAUGUGACUCAUAUGUUAAGAUAGCUCUAGUACCAGAUGUUGACCACAGCAAAAGGCAGAAGACUAGGACUGUCUUAGACUGCAAAAAUCCUGUCUUCAAUGAGACAUUUGCAAUACCUGUGGGUGAAGACGAGCACCAAAAGAGAUUGUUGGUGACUGCCUGGAAUCGCAAUCUGACUUCAAGACGAAGUGACUUCUUGGGCUGUAUGAGUUUUGGAGUUCACUCCCUCAUCACUUCAGCAAAGGAGAUUAAGGGUUGGUAUUAUCUCCUGGGUGAAGAACUGGGCAGGAGCAAACAUCUGCGAGUGGCCUCACGGCGCAUCAAGCAGUCUGCCGAAGCUGCCCUGUCCAACCAUGCUGCCGGACCUGAUCUCGCAACUCCAGAGAACAUGCAGUCAUUAACCGUUACCAUUUUGAGGGGCAAGGAUGGCUUUGGCUUCACUAUCUGCUCAGACUCACCUGUGCGAGUGCAGGCUGUGGAUCCAGGUGGCCCAGCUCACCAGGCUGGCCUGCAGCAGCUGGACACAGUACUGCAGCUAAAUGGCCAACCUGUUGAGCACUGGAAAUGUGUGGACCUGGCCCAUGCCAUCAGAAACUGCCGUAAUGAGAUUACUGUGGUGGUGUGGAGAACAGUGCCAGUCAUGAAGCCCUACUACGAAGGCCUGAUUCACAGACCGUCAUAUAAACCCAGCGGUUUUGACACUCUCUCCCCCACCGCCAAGACCCAAAGCAAAACCCCACCACUGCUCUCUCGGCCCUCUAACCAUAAACUUGGACGCCGCAAGAAAGGAAGCAACUCUGAGAGCACAGGAAGUGGAGCAGGGGAACCGACAUGGUCAUGGACAGGGAAACGGGAAGAGAACGACUACAAAACACGCACUCAGACCCUCAAGGGCACCCGUGUGACAUCAUCAAAUGGCGACAAUUAUAUCAUCCUUUCCCCUGUCAACCCAGGAAAUCAGAUAUUACAGCCUGUUUAUCCAGACAGUAAUGGAACACUAGGAACCCUUGGGAGAAUCUAUCAGACUCAUCCCUCCAGAGGUCUUCAGCAGAGCACUGGAUAUCUACAAGACACUGGACUGGAGGCACGAGCCACCUUGAGAAGGUCUGUGAACAGCAAGACCGCUACCAUACCCCCUUCAGCAUACAGACAAAGCUUUGCCAACUACCAGAACUGCACUAUCGUCCAGUCCCAUCUCCCCCACUCAAACUACGGCACGUAUGUCACCCUGGCCCCUAAAAUCCUGAUCUUCCCAGUGUUUGUGCAGCCUCUGGACCUGUGCAGCCCGGACAGAACUCUGCUAUUAUCUGAAGAGAUGAUCCUUCAUGACAGCACACACAUGUCACUUAAGGCCACAGUGUUCAUCUACACCGACCUGAUACUCCUGACCAGAGAGGACGAGCCAGGCCGAUGCAAUGUGCUACAGAGUCCACUCUACCUCCAUCAAAUUCAGCUGCAGGAUGUUCCAGCAGACAAGCUGCGGCUGUACGUCUCCUACAGAGUAGAGAGAACUGAGUGUCUGUUCAGUUUGGAGGCCUUUUCAGCUGAGCAGAAGAGAAGAGUGUACCAGUGCUUGAGAGAUAAUAUUAACAAGCAGCUUGCCCUGAGGGAGAGAAUGGGCCCUGAUCAGAUGCUGGAGCCAAAAGCUGGAGAUCAGGCUGAUGUAGGGUUGCUUGGCUUUGGACCACAGGGUGUUUCAGAACCUUGCUCUCCAUCUUGUCCCUCUGGGUCCCCAGUCACAGGCCACAGCAGAACCAGAACCAGAACCAGCACACCCGUCGAGCACCUCUCCUAUCCAGACUUGCGCUGUGGCACCGGAGAUACCAUCCAGCCCCCUCCCCCGCCUGGCGACUCCACUAAAGCUGUGUACAUGGAGACUUCUGCCAUCUGGAAGGAGAGGGAAAAGGAGCCAAAGAGAGGCGAACAGGAGGUGGAGUUGGAGAGAAGGGAGCAGGGCGAGGGCGAGAGCGCCUCAGAGACAGUAAGCGUGGGCGCCCGUCCCACGUCUUCAUCCUCUUCAUCCUCACCUCUCAUCAUUCCCAAACUGUGCCUGGACCGCUCCUUCAAGCCAGACCCGCUGACCUCUCCGUCCACUGAUGAUGACGAUAAUGAGGAGGAGGAGGAGGAGGAGGAAGAUGACAGUGAUGAAGGCUAUCUGAAGAGGAGGAGCCUGGUGGAGACAUCACCCAGCAGGGGGCAGCAGAGUGGAGGGUUGUGCGUACAGCGCUCCCUUCACCGGCGCACUCACAGUGAGGGCAGCCUGCUCCAGGAGCCCCGCUCCCCACGUUUCAUCUCUGACCAGGCCAUUCACUGCCUAGACAGCGGCAGGGAGACGCAGGAGCGCUGGACUAUCCCUUCCCCUCAGACUCUGAGGAAGGAGCUCAACAAGAAUGGGGGGUCUGUCCACCAUAUUUGCCUGCUCUUCACUGGAAGGAGGGUCUGCGGUGAGCCAAACUGUAAAUGUCAGUUGGGGAAGAGUGUCAUGAAAAAGAAGUCAAAAAAUCUGGCCAAAGACAUGAAAAAUCGACUGACCUUCCUUCGGAAGAAGAACAAUGACAGACAUGGAAGCAAUCCAGCCAACAAGCUUGAGAAAGUCUUCAAAUCAGACAAACCCACUCCAGAGGACGCUCUUAAAUGGGGAGAAUCGUUCGACCUGUUACUUUCCCACAAAUAUGGAUUGGCAGCAUUUCGGUCCUUCCUGCAGACGGAGUUUAGUGAAGAGAAUCUGGAUUUCUGGCUGGCUUGUGAGGACUACAGGAGGAUCAAGUCUCUAUCCAAGAUGGCUUCCAGAGCGAAGAAGAUAUAUGCAGAGUACAUCUCCAUUCAGUCAUGUAAAGAGGUUAAUUUGGACUCGUACUCCAGGGAGCAGACCAAGGAGAACAUGGAGAACAUUAGCGCUGACUGCUUUGACCUGGCCCAGAGCAGGAUCUAUGGACUCAUGGAGAGAGACCCCUACCCUCGCUUCUUACGCUCAGACCUUUACUUGGACCUAACCCAUCAAAAAAGACCCAGCUCAGCCACAGAGCUGUCUUAAAGCUGCCCGCUCUGACUGCAGAUUCAACAUUAGCACAUCAGAACAGAGUGUGUCUCCAUUGAUAGUGCAUCCCUAAGGAGAUGAAAUAGGUUGAUGUAUCAUAUGGAUGAUUUAAGACAGUGAUCGGUGUAUGUUAUCAGACUGUCCAACUGAUGUACAGCACUGUGUGCGUAUAUAAGUCUUUUUGGUUGUUUUGCUGAUAUAGGGGGUCUAUUUUGACAGACGUAAUAAGUGUCUAUUGUGAACAACUCAAGCUAUGGGGUUGUGUUGACUCCAUGCUGCCCCCUGCUGGGUGACGACAAGUAAAUGUUGGCCAUCUCCCCAUGUGGCCUUACUAGCAGUGUACAGAGGGUGAAAAAGCAUGUUGGGUGAGGAAAAAGAGAGAAGGCUUGGUACUGUUUUGUUUCGAUUUUGUUUCGAUUGCCUUGAUCAGUUUGUCGCUGCAGUCCUUUCCUUCCCUGAGACCAAGGUACAUCCGAGAGUUUAAACAGCGGCAAAACCGCCCUCUUACAUUGUUCUGAUGUCAUCAAUGGUGACUUUAUUUAUGGAUGUAGUUUACAUGCACCCUGCUAAAGACACUGCCUUCUUAAUACCAGUAUCUCACUUUUUAAAACUCUGUUAUUUUGGAGAGUUGCCUCCAUAAAGACAUAUAAGCCCAGAAGAAGAGUUUAUGGUUCUGAUGUUUUGUGUGCAAAUAAGGCAUUACUUUUCAUCACUGCUGGAAGGAGAACCACAGGAUAACCAGGACUCCAAAGCACUGUUUUUUUUCACAUUGUAAAUAAGCUGACAAAAAUGGCUAGACUUUAUACAUUUGCAUUUCAGUGCAAAAGGCAUAUAUUCAGUCUCAGUGCUAAAUUUGUAAGGAUUAUAACCAAUGGAAGUCAUUUUCUUAGGUUUCACACUAAAAGUUUAGCUACCCCAAGUGCUGAGCUUAAUUGUUGGUAACUUUUCAUAGAAAAUGGUUUGUCUAAUUCAUAUGGUUUUCAACAGUGCUUAUUGGCUUAGUGGAUUUCCAUAUCUUCUAUCACAGGCCUCUAUAUUUAAAGUAAAAGUGCAAUACAAGUAGUUCAGUGCAAAACACCUCAACGCUUCCCAAUGUGAAUGGACAGAGGAGUGGGCAUCUUUGUCAUUUACAUUAUUAUGUCCUGACUGAUUCAUUAUAAUGAGACAGAUAGGGGAGUGAUAAAGUAAAAAAGAUCAGCUAGUAUAUACAAAUAUAUGAAACUCUGAUAUAUAGACUAGCCAACUGUGUUGUUGAAAAUAUGGCUGUAUUCUGUUUGUAGGGAGUCUAUGUUAUUAUUUAAGCACACUGAAGGUGUUCAACAGAAAAUCAAACCUCAAUAUACUGUAUGUUUUCUAAUUCCUACUGAGUAACUGAGCAUAGAUGCUCCAUAAACAGUGAAAUGUCAUUGGAGGGACAGUACUUCGGUCAAUGUUUUAGGCUUAUGGGAGAUCAGAGUUUUGUAAAAUUGCUGUCUUUUCUUUUUAACCCUCCUUGUAAUUACAAUUAUUACUGUAUUUAUUUAUGGGCUCAUAAUCCACUUACUGCUGCCUGUGAGUGCUUCGUAUUCAGAUCAAAUAAAGCUACAUCAAAGUCAUAGUGACA
This is a messenger RNA of Pygocentrus nattereri (red-bellied piranha), 5149 nucleotides long. Its product is annotated as regulator of G-protein signaling 3-like. Gene Ontology annotation, molecular function: protein binding. Gene Ontology annotation, biological process: signal transduction. The transcript is spliced from 25 exons. Gene Ontology annotation, cellular component: plasma membrane; nucleus. The record is from RefSeq and is a predicted model, not a curated record. The coding region runs from base 13 to 3543 and encodes 1176 amino acids. NCBI's taxonomy places the organism in Eukaryota, Metazoa, Chordata, Actinopteri, Characiformes, Serrasalmidae.